Messenger RNA from Racocetra persica, 1557 nucleotides. The record is from the annotation of a GenBank genome assembly. NCBI's taxonomy places the organism in Eukaryota, Fungi, Glomeromycota, Glomeromycetes, Diversisporales, Gigasporaceae.
AUGUCUUUUCAAAAUGAAUCACCUAAUACUUAUGAUUAUAUGCAUAUUAUCGUAUUGAUAUUCCUUUGUUAUCUUGUUCGUUUUUACUAUAAUUAUUUCACUCGUCCAAAUCCGCUUCCUGGUCCUCUACCUUUACCAUUUGGGCUAGAGAAUCUCUUUUAUGUCUUUUAUUAUGGAGACAUAAAACGCCUUGCUGCAGCAUUAUAUGAAAAGUAUGGAGAUAUCUGUGAAUUCAAACUGGGCGGUUACCGAAGAAUAAUGCUCUCUAAAACAGAUUAUUUUGAGAACUUAUUAACCCCUUCAAAGAAUUUAGCAUUAUUUACAAAACAUGAAUAUUCAUCUGCUAUGGAUAUGUUUGGAAGCUUUGGACGAGGAUUGUUUCUGAAUAACAAUUAUGAAACUUGGAAGAUUAAUAAAUACUUUUUUUUGCAAUCAGUUUCAACACCUGGCUUUAAUGAUGAUGCUAUAAAACGGAAUAUUGAUUUAUUUGAAGAAUUGGAUGGAUACUGGAAUUCGCUUGCAAAAUCUCAAUCUUCUAAUGAUGAUUGGCUUGAAAUGGACUUUUUACUAUGGAUAAAUAGGUUUAUGAGUGAUAAUAUUUCAAUCAUAGUAAUCGGUGAGAAAGGUUGUUCGAUGGCAUCAUAUUAUAAUACAUUCAACUCCGAUAAAUCUAAAUUUAAAAGUUCUCUUCUUAAUGACCCUAAAUCAUUUGAUUCUGAUAAAUUCACUCAAGCGAUUAUGUCAUAUAUGAGAGAUGCAAUAUUCUUUCAUGUUGUUCCUCAAUUCUUGAGACGCUAUGUGCCAUUUUUUAAAAAGAAGGCAGAUAUUCUUCUUGAAAAUAGGAAUUUUAUAUUAAAAACAAUGGAAAAUGUGGUUGAAAAGAGAAAAAAUGACCUUGUAAAUACUCCUCAGAAAUUCAAGUCGAUGCAUGAUUUGUUAACUAUUCUUAUUACUGCAAAUCAUGAUGCAAAAAAUAAGAAGGCAGAGUCUAUAACUGAUGAAGAUAUUAGAACGCUUUUACUUGACGUUUUUUUUGCUGGAUCCGAUACAUCUUCAAACACAUUGUGUUACAUAAUUUACUUCAUUUGUCAUAAUCCACACGUAAAACAAAAAAUGUUUGAUGAAAUCGAUUCAGUUUUUCCUAAUAAUUUUUCUGGAAACAUAUGUAUAACCGCCGAUCUUCUUGCAAACUUCAAGUAUUGCGAAGCAAUAAUUAAAGAAGCUUCUCGUAUGAUGCCUGUGUUGCCUGUGUCCAAAAGGAUCGCAACUGAAGAAUGUGAAGUUGCUGGAUAUACAUGGCCAGCAAAAACUAUGUUUCAACUAAAUUAUGCUAGCAUCCAUAUGAAUGAGAAGUAUUGGGCCAAUCCCACAGUUUUUGAUCCAAACAGAUUUUAUUUAAAAAAUGAUUCGAAUGAAUUUGAUGAUUUAAACAAUUUUGAUAAAGAAAAUAAAAAGCCCACUCAUGACGCAAAUAAAUAUUCAUUAGUUAUUUUUGGUGGUGGUAUAAGGAUAUGCCCUGGAAGAAAAUUGGCAAUGAUUAAUAUGCUAUCCUUUAUG